Molecule: messenger RNA, 1017 nt
Organism: Lachancea dasiensis
Lineage: Eukaryota; Fungi; Ascomycota; Saccharomycetes; Saccharomycetales; Saccharomycetaceae
Source: the annotation of a GenBank genome assembly
AUGAGUGAUGGUGAUUAUGCGGAGCAACUGAGGCUCCAACGUCAGGCAUUUGAAGCACAGUUCGGUUCUCUAGAAUCGAUGGGAUUUGAGGACAAAACGAAAGCUGAACAGCAACAAAACGAAGAGCUUUCGGAGGACACUUCUCUUGCUAGCGAGGAUUCAGGUGGUGAAAGCGACGGGGCGAGUUGUUCUGACAGUAAUGAAAACGAAAGUUUCGAAGGAUUUUCGGACCACGAUUUUCAAACACAGGACAAAAGUAAUACCACCCAACGUCAGCCUAAAGUUAUCAAGUUUGAUGGGUCCAGCGAUGUGUAUGUUGCACCUAGCAAGAAAGAACAGAAAAUCAUUAGGUCUGGAAGGGCGCCGGGAAAGACGUUACUGGAUGCGAAGCUCGAGGAAGACCUGAUUAAGGCGUCAGAAAACGAUACGGGCGAUGUGACAAAUGAUGGAGAGAAGGAGAACUUGCAGAAAGAUUUGGAACUGCAAAGAUUUCUGAAGGAAUCGCAUCUAUUGAGUGCGUUUGGUAACAAUUCGCCCAGUGGCGCCGAUCUGACGCUCCAAACAAUGGACAACGUCGAGUACAAGGAUGACCAGCUAUUUGGUAAGGCUAGAUCGCGUACACUUGAAAUGCGGCUGAAAAACCUAGCGUCGGUCAACGGCAAAGCUGAGAAACUUGAGAAAGUGCCGAUGAACAUCAGACGAGGAAUGACCGACAAGCACAUCAAAAGGAUCAAAAAACACGAGCAUGAGGCACGGGAAGGUGGUAUUGUGUUAUCCAAGGUCAAGAAGGGAGAAUACCGCAAGAUCGACGCCACCUACCGCAAGGACAUCGAAAGACGCAUUGGACACAAGAAUGCAUCAAACGAAGCUCAAAGGAGAGCCAAACGUCAAAAGGGCCUCAAGGUCCAUUCUGUUGGUAGAUCAACCCGUAAUGGGUUGAUUAUUUCCCCAGAUGAAAUCAAACGCAUUAACGGAGCGCCAGGGAAGGUUCAAAAAGGCAAGGGUCGCAGAAGGUAG